Serpula lacrymans var. lacrymans S7.9 is the source of this 886-nucleotide messenger RNA. RefSeq lists its product as uncharacterized. The transcript has a single exon. The record is from RefSeq and is a predicted model, not a curated record. The coding region runs from base 311 to 637 and encodes 108 amino acids. Lineage: Eukaryota; Fungi; Basidiomycota; Agaricomycetes; Boletales; Serpulaceae.
AUUCUGAGCAACCUUGAUAACGAUAGCCGUGCUCACGUUGUAGGGAUAUACAAGGGGAUGGAUGUACUGUGAUGAUGUUUGUAGAGAGAGAACAGUGAUGGUAUGCGCUCCCGCGCUCGAGUCCGCACUACGACCACAACAUAGCAUCGAUGGCUCAUAUCUCGUACAUAUUGUCCUCAAUUUCUCCCUCAAUUCGCUUUUUUCGGUAUACAACUCUACCAUGACAAGGCCUAUACCUGCGGUCGUUGGAUAAACUCCCUCUACUAUCUGAAGUCAUGGCAUCAGAAUCCUAAAAUGAGGUACCGACUCGAUGCACCAGGGCCUGAGGAAUAAAACAUGCCGCGUGCACUGGGAGGGCUCUCGAAUGGAAAUAAUCAAGCCUACCGCGAUGAUGUUGCAAGGGGUAAUAACCUUGAUUCUUGACAGGACUAUCAUGGUUGGUUUAGGGAAUGAUUGCGCCAUGAUGGUGUUGCAAGGGCGUUCUUCUUCCUCUUCUUCUUGUCCUUCUUAUUCCAGUGUGCCGUCGUGUGAACGGAGCCUGUUUCUCCGUGAUGCGGUACGGAAUGAAUCGUGUACCGGGGAGGAUUGCUGGGGUGAAAUCAGCGCAGUAAGCCCAGAGGACUCCGAUUCUCUCUAGGCGUGUGGGGCUUUGAUGGACUCCUGGCCAGAACGGUCGAAUCGGCUGCACCGCCAGUCCAAUCAGUUGUAAGGGGAUGUAGUUUAAAUUGCCAUGAGAAAGGACGAAAUGCAGACUUGAUUUGAUGCUUUCAAUCUAGGACUUUGCCUGAACAUCUACCCUUGAGAUUCAAGUUCCUAAGGAGAAGGUCUCCGCUGAAAGCAGAAAUUUGCUCCUAGAUGGACUUCAUAUGAGACAGAGUAAGACAUC